Messenger RNA from Cydia pomonella (codling moth), 4577 nucleotides. RefSeq lists its product as uncharacterized. The transcript has 3 exons. Bases 192 to 3770 code for a protein of 1192 amino acids. The record is from RefSeq and is a predicted model, not a curated record. NCBI's taxonomy places the organism in Eukaryota, Metazoa, Arthropoda, Insecta, Lepidoptera, Tortricidae.
GUUUCGUUUCUUGUCAUUGCUUAAUUGCUUUGUAUUUGCCGGCUUAUCACAUUUAAAAGUUUAAUAAUUUUAUAAAAAAGCCCUUUCACAACAGUGAAUUCUGUAAGCAAUGAUAACCAAAGCAUCACAACAAUUAUUGGUAUUAUAUAUCUAAGUUAUAACACUGAAAGCGGACACUGGUUGGAGUCACCAUGUGCAAGUACCCAGCCCUGGAGUGCCAACCAAUUGAAGAUGGUAAUGAAGUGGACAAUGAAGCUGAAGAAAAUAACGCCAUGAGUGAAGAUGAAGAUGAUAGCGAUGUAUCAGAUUCCGACUCUUACUACUCAGACUCCAGCGUAAACAUCAGGACAGAGUCAGAAUCCGAUGGGGAGUCAGCCAGCGCACACAGAGUCACCCCUGAUAUGGUGCUCCUCCUCAUGCUGAAGGAAAACGGGGCCAUAACUGAAGAAAAGUAUGCUGAGAAGGCAGAAGUAUGUGAGAAAAACUUUAGAUUUUUGAUUCCUAAUAUUCCAAGAUCACGAACAAGUUCAUACAAUUAUACCAGGGAUCUUAGUGAAGCUAAAGAGUCCGAUGAUGAUGAUGAAAAUAAUGACAGUAAUGCUGGUGUGACAGACAAGGUGUUAGAAGUUAAUGAUGUAAAUAAAGGUACUGUAGAGACUAGCAGUAUAAAUGAGAUUGAAUGUGAUAAAGAUAUAACAAAAGACAGAAAAUAUAAUGAAUCUGUCGAGAAAGUAGAUAAUGUUAAAUGUGCGUGUAAUAUGCUUGAGAAUAAUAUAAAUGUUUCUCUGGAUGGUACAAGCAAAAACCAAUGUAGUGUAGAAAACAUUUUGUCAGAAGAGCAACAAGGAAACCAAAUGGAAUGUGAAGAAGUAGAAGAACAUAUGCAAGAUUAUCAAGAGAAUCAAAAGGAAAGAUAUCAAGAACAACAGAAACCAAUUCGUGACAAUCUAUCACCUGAAAAUAAUCUAGACAGAGCAAUUCAAGGAACAAACAGAGAUUGUAACAAAUAUGUUUUGUCAGAAAGUUCUAGUACAGAAUCUAUGAAAAAUGAUGAGAGUCAGAAGGAGAUUGAAAAUACAAAUGUAGUAGUCAAGAAUAAUUUUCUAGAAAAUCACAGUAUAUCAGUAGAGGAUAAAGGAAUAGAGACAAUUAAUAAUGCAACCAAAGACCCAGAUAACCAAGUAGCCUUAACGAAACCCAGGGAAGAAGCCAAAGAGGAUCAAAAUUUAAAAAAACAUAAAGGAGAAAUGCACAAGAAUAUAUUGCAAGGAAUUAAUUUAGCGCAAGUAGAGGACAACAGCAUAGAGACAAAUAAUAACUCGAUCAAUGACGAAAAUCAAAAGAAGAAAGUUGUAGAUCAAAAUUCUAAAAACCAAAAUGAAGAACCUAACAAUCUCUUGCGAGAAAAUAACUUAGAAUCAGUAGAAGACAAAAGUAAAGAGACAAGUAACAAUGUAAGCCAAAACACAACAAAUCCUGCAGAAGAUUCCAAAAUUGAAACCAAGAAUUCUCAAACUGAAUCUAAUUUACCUACGGGAAAAAUAACUAAAAGUUUCAAGUAUAUACUAAAGAAGUUAAUAAGAGAAAAGCGCAUUCCAAAAGAAGACGAAGAAGAUCGAAUUUCUGAUGAAUUUGGAGAAGAUUAUGCGGAACAUUUAUUGUCAUUUGCGGAUGGGCUAGACCGCGAUUAUCAAAAUAAUACAGCCAUAGAAUUAUCUGAUGACGAAGAUGAAGAUAACAAUCUUAGGGAGUUUGCUUUCUUCCUGAAUUUCUAUUCGCCAUCAUCUUACAAGUAUAUCCUGGAAACCUACAAUACUCCGCUCCCAGAACUGAAAGUCCUAUAUUCAUGGUAUUUAAAAGACGAUCAUUAUCCAGGCAUGUCCGAAAAAGCCUUUAAGAUUUUAAAGGAAAAAUCUUUAGCGAAAAGACAUACUUGUACCUUGAUGUUUAUUGAUAUAUUCUUGAAUAAUGAAGGUAGAUAUUGCGACCAGGUGGACUAUGGACACGGUGAAUACUUUAAAUUUAUCGACAAAGCUGUACUUGCCUACGUUUUUGUGUUAGUAAGUUUAGACGAAGACUGGAAGAUGCCGAUAGGGUAUAUCUUCGCGCGGAACAUCCCGGCUGAGACGCAAGCCGAGUACAUCAGGAUCUGUUUGACACAUUGUCACGAGGCUGGAGCAGAUGUUGUAGCCGUUACAUUGGACACGCCUACUGCCGCUGAGUUCCUUGGGUGUUCCUUUGAUAAUAUAAGGAAUUUAAAGACUACUUUUAAGCAUCCGGCGUGUGACCGUGAUGUAGCUAUUUGGAUCGACCCUUGUUUGGCUCUUAAGAGCGCGCGUCAAACACUAAAAGUCAAAGGUGUUUUGAAAGAUGAUGAGGGCAAAAAAAUUCGCUGGAAUUUAAUAAGACAGCUAAAGAUUUUACCUACAGAUUAUUUAAUCGAUCUUGAGCAGCUCGAGUUUUUCGAAUUGAAAAAUCACAUCGCAAAAAUCGAUCUCACAUCUGAGACUUUCAGCAAAAGUUUGAUUCCAGCUUUGGACCUUGCCGAAAAAUUACUUCCAGAUACGUUCACAGACAUUGAACCGACAAAAAGAUAUAUAGCGUUUAUCAAUAUGCUAUAUAAUAUACUUAACUCAAGGAUCACUACUGGGAUACGUAAUAUUGCUUUACAAUUGCGUGCGGCGAAGAAAUAUCUAAUCCGUUUAUUUUCUAAUGAAGAGAAUAAGUUAUCGCCUUUGGAUAGAGAGAAUCUUGCAUGGAAACGCCUCCAAGGCUACCGAUACUUUCUCAAAGGAGAACCAGUGUGCGGUUUCAUCGGAUUCCUGAUUUGCAUUGAGAGCUUUAAGCGUUUAUACCUUACUUUGAUUACACAGGAAAAGAGAAUCAAUUACCUAAAUCCUCAGCGACUGUGCAAAGUACAUGCGGAAGAUUUUGUGACCAAUUUAAGAGCAUACGACUAUUUAGAUGCUGAUUCUUUAUCAGGAGAACGUUUCCAAGAUUUCUAUAAAGAUUUAUUCAAACAUCUUGAGGGAAAUCCGCAGUUUUCUGACAAUAAUGUCCCGUUGGAACACUGGCCGUUGCGAAAUAAGUUUAGUCCAAUGGUCAAUAUUAAGUUGACCUCUGGUAAACGCUCCUAUGAUGAUGUGUACUCCGGGCAAUACAGGCUUAAGAAGAUGAAAAAGACUUCAGAAGAAGAAAGAGCGACUGAAUUAGUCCGCGAUUACUCCAAAGCAAUGGACACAGAAAUAGACUUAUCGAUAAGAAAGAACAUGGUCGGGUUUUUAGCGGGCUGGAUCGCAGCUAAAUUUGCUAAAUGCUUGAAAUGCGAAGAAUGUAUAGACUUGUUAUGUGCUGAUAAGAAGCUCUCGUUUCAUACGUUCAUAACUCUAAGAUGGAUCUACGCUUUAUGCUUGCCAAGCGAGGAGAUGUUCCGUAUCUGUUGGGAGUGCGAACGAGCGCUCCGUUUGAAAGGAUCUCCUAUGCGCCUUAAGGCUUGGGUGCUCCGACGUCUAGCCCCAAAAUUCCCCUGGUCUAAGUCUCCAAAAAGAUCUAAACACCGACCGCUCCAUCAUAUCCACCUCGCUCGGGCUGUGAUCGCGAAAUACUUCGCGUUGCGAGUGCCGACGCCAUUUGGUACAAAGGACAGGAAGAAGAUAGUGGAGAUGUAUCAGCUGUUCACGACCAGGGACCCUGAUGAGUCGAUGGACAAGUAUAGAGUUGAGGAGUUGGAAGACUGGUUAAACCGUAGCAAAGAGGAGUCAGAUUAUUGACAUUUUAUAGAAUAUUGAUAAAUCAGACAGAAACUAAAGUUUUCACUGAAAACUAUAAUGUGUUUCAUGAGGCUACAUAUCGUGUCAUUCACGACGCAUGCCUUAACUCGUAAUGUCAUAUUAUUAAGGGUUAGAUUUGACAAAUCUGCGCGUCAUCGUGGAUGGCACGAACUAUAUGUGCUCUCGAUAUGUAUAGGUUUUAGAUGUUUUUUUUUCAUAAUUAUUUGUAAAUUUUUGAUGUGAUAUUGAGAUUAUUAAUUGUUGGAUCAAUUAUUAGAAUUUAACUUGUGAAGUGAAACUCAAAAUGUAUGAUGUGUUGAUCUCAGAAAAACGAUAAUUUAUUACAGCAUAUACAUCAAAGAGGUUUUAACAGUUGGAGAGGUAUGGUUCCCCUGUAGGCAUAAUAUAGGGAGCGUGCAUGAACUGUAGGAGGCAGCACAGGAGCCGUCAGAUUUUUGGUGCGAGGCGUAAAUGUGAUGUUUAUUGUUCCGAUGUAGCCCACAAGAUGGCAGAACCUACUAUGCAAAAAAAAACACGACGUGUAAAUGUACAUGUUUAUGGUUCCAAUUCAGGCCUCAAGAUGGCAGACCCUCCAACGCGCACGGUCCCUAUAGUACCGGCAUUAUGCGAUAACUGGUUGCCAAAAGUUGAUGCUUGUCAAUGGGGUUAAGGAACGCAAUCUCCAUAGGCAGAACUUAUGCAAAAGUGUCCAGUGGUCAGCUAUAAAUAAUAGUUCCAAAUCUCUCCAGAGUAGCGCUCGAGUAGCUAAGAACCUAGGCGUUAUUGACGGAGUGAAGUGCGCUGUCU